AAAUUUCACUUCAAAACAAACAACGACGCCGCUAAAAAGUUAUUAUCACGUGUGUAAUAUAGAAUUAUUUUGAUGUUAUCAUUGUAAAUGAGUUAAAUUAAUGUUAUUAUUUGGCAAAUUUCAAUGAAUAUUUUUUUUUAAAUAUAAAAAUUUACUGCUGCAUAAUUGUUUAUGAGUGUAAUUCGAACGACAUGGAUUCCCCAUCUACUCAAGUAUUAGACGAUAACGAUAGUUCUUCUUCAAGAUCAUCAGAAUCAUUGCAAAAAACACCAAAAAGAGUAUAUCAGGUUGCGACUCUAACAGUGGGAAACAAAAAAUAUCCGAUCUUUGAAGGAAUCAACAAAGUGGGAAGACAUUUAGAUAAUGAUAUUUGCAUUAAUGAUCAUAAUGUUUCAAUGUAUCAUGCAGAAAUUGAAGCUGAUGCAAAACAUGCCUUCAUUUGUGACUUACGAUCAACUAAUAAAACACGAAUGAACGAUGAGAAGUUAAAACCUGAUCGUUUUUACCAAUUAUUAGAUGGUACCAAAUUAACAUUUGGUAUUUUAAAUGGUACAUACUUACGUUUACGAGAUGAUGAAUCAAUUAUUAUUCCUUCAACACCUGAACCUGGAUUAAAACUACGAAGAGAGUCAAAUAAAAAUUCAUCAAGACCUAAUACUUCAUCCACCGGUGAUAGUGAUGAUUCUGUAGUUUUGGGGACACAAGAGACUCCAGAAGCUGUUUUUGUUAAGCCUUUAGUACCUAAUCGAACUAUAAAUUCAAAAGAUACUAGCAAUAAUGACAAAAUAAACAUUAAUGAAUCAGAUAAAUCUAUAUAUGAUGAAGAAACUCAACGUACUAAUAAAUCUAUUGAAAGUCAGAGUUUUAUCCAUGAAUGUGCUACUCAAAAAUAUGAUUCCAAACAAUCUGGUAGAAAAAAUAUAACUACGGAUAAUAGACAAAAGGCAAAAAAAAACAUCAUAUCAGUAAAAUCCGAAAUUUUUGAUAAAGAAACACAAAAAUAUCGUGAUAAAAAUAACGAUACAGAUGAAAGCCAAAUUUCAACGCAAAAAUUAGCAAGUGAACAAAAUGAUCAAGUUUAUGAUGCUGAAACCCAAAAAAUUUCUGUAAACCAACAAGAUAAUGAUUUGGAAAAUGCGAUGACACAAAAAUUCAAUAAUAAAAAAAUUUAUGACAUCGAAACACAAAAACGAAAUGAAUUUGAAAAUCAAGAUAAUAAUAACGUGUACAAUAUGGCAACACAAAGAUUCCAACCUUUGAAUAUUAGGAAAGAAAAAACAGAAAUUUAUGAUGCCGAGACUCAACAGUCGAAAGAGAAAUCAAGUAAGUUUAAAAAUCAGAAUGUAACAACACAAGUAUUAAACGCACCGUUUCAAAAAGUUGAAAUGGUUGCAGAAAGUGAUGAGGAACAUGAACAAGAUAAAGUACCUGUCACUGAUAUGGUCUUAAGAAGUAAUAAAAAUGAAGAGAUUAUGACCACCAAUAAAAAGGUUUGUAUUAAUAAUAUUUCUAGUAAUAAUAAGUCUAAUAAUGCAUCUCAAAACCAAUCAAGUCCGAUAAUAAACGAAAUAGCAGUUGAAAACAUUCAAAAUUCAUCAACUUUAAUACCUGAUCAAUCGUGCUUAAUUGUAGCAGAAACAGAUGAUGAGUCUGAAACUGAUGAUGAAGGCGUUUUUUCUAAUUUUUUGCAAAAAGAACAUUCUAAUGGAAAUCGUAAUAUAAAUAUUACUACUAAUAGUGAAGUUAUAACUGAUAUGAAUUUAAAUAAUGAAAAUAUAAACAAUGACGUUCAUUUAUUUAAUAGAAAUUUUGGAAGUCCAGUUCUUGUAGAUUUAGAUGAAAUUUCAGAAUCACUCGGUGCUAAAAAUGAAGAUAACAUUGUAGAUGAUAGUGAUAAUGAAAUGUAUAUGACACCAAAUCAGAUUAUGUCACCAACAACAUCGAAUCUUCAUUCUAACAUUCAAGUAAAUUCUUAUAAUAAUGAAGCUGCUACUCAACGAAUUGUAUCUCCUACACUGAUACAAAUGAGUAAAAAAAAUUUUUUAGCGGCUACUCAAUCUAUAAUUGCAACUCAAGUCUUAAUAGAAACCCAAAAAGUUAAUUUAAUUGAACGUAAAACUUAUUCAUUAGAAACUCAAAUUAUAGAUACACAGGUACGAGAAAUAAAUGAUUUUGAAUCUCCUGAAAGAAAACAAGUGUUGAAACUUACAACUCAAUCAGCUGAUACACAAAUUUUAGAAACACAAAAAGCUGAUGAGUUUUCUGAAAAUAAUGAUGAAGAAAAUAAUAAAGGUUUGAGUAAUAAUUAUGAUAAUGAAUCAACACAGUUGAUAGAAUUCGAAAAUGAUACUAUGACAGAAAAUAUGCUAGAAGAACAAGAAAUUCAAAUUGAAAAUGAGAUUAACAAUGACUGUGAUAUUAAUGAGAAACCAUUAAAAACUUUGAGAUUGAAAAAAAAUAAAAUUUCAAAAAAUUGUGCAGAGUGGCGAAUAAGUUCAUCAUGUAAAAUUGGUUGUAAUGAUGAUCGUUUUCAACAAGAAUCUCAGGAAAUAUCAAAAAUUGAGAAUAAUGAUGAAAGUAAUGAAAAUGAUGAGGAAAUCAAUCAUAUAAAGGAUGAAAAUGGAUAUUUAUCACAAAAAAAAAUUGAUAAUAAAGAUCAAAAGUAUACUUUAACAACUCCUAUCUCAAUGAACAAAAUAAAUUUAUCAUUAAAUCAAAGUACAAAAAAUAGAUUUAAAAAUAAAAAAGAUAAGAAUCAAGAAAUUCACACUUCUAAUUACGAGGAUAACGAUGUAGUAUUAAAACAUUUGGACAGUAUGUUUGGUGAAGUAGCUUAUGACGAUAUGGUUGAACCAACUCAGCUUCUAACUCAGCAACUUGUAGAUAUUUUAAAAACUCCCGAAAAAUCCGAUAAUGUAGAUACAGUAGUAGAUAAUAUUGCUUUUCAGAAAUUUGGUGGUCAAAAGAAUGGAAAAAAUACGAAGAAAAAGGAGAAAGAGACAUUGGGUAAUUAUUCUCGUGUUGAUGGAGAAUCUCAAGAACUUUAUUUUGCUCAUUUGAACUUCAAAAGGAAGCGAAAAGCAGUUUUUGACAGUCAAGAUAGUUCUGAUUCAGAACGCAGUAACAAAUAUCAGAAAAAUUCUUCCGGUUUAAAGAACGAUGAGCCUUGUCUAUCUGGAUUUGUUGAUGGGAUAGCUAUAGUUUGUGAGAGACUCGAUUGUCAAGGACUUGAUGAAACUAUAAAUCAUAAGGAAACAAACGAUGUGAAUGAUGAUAUUUUAACAGGAUUACCAGAAGUUAAUUUAAACGGCGCUGGCUUUUCUCCACGUAGUCAUGCUUCUCUAAAUUCAUCAGAUGAAGAUAUUCCAAACAAUGAAAAAAAAGUAUUAGAACAACCAAAAAUGAUCUCAAAAAGUAGCGGUACCAAAAAAUUGGUUUUGUCUAUACAAUGUGAUAAUAAAAUAAAUGAUAAUGAUGAGGUCAAUAGAAAAAAAACCAAAAUUGCGACUGUUAAGCUCUCACAAUAUGAUAAGAAAGAAAAAUCAUCAGAAAAUAGUGGAAAAUUAUCAAAGUCAGAUGAACAAAUUGAAUUAGAUCAAAAGAGAAUAAAAAAGACACCAGAACGAAAAGGGCAAAUGAAUCAAAGUCAAGUUUCAAAACCAGAACUAAAUUCUGAAGUAAUUACCUCUGGUUAUAAUUCUAGUUCUGAAUCUAAAGAAGUAAAAAUUCAUGAAAAACGUAAGGCUAUUUGUGAUGUAUCACAGUCUUUAAUUGAUUCUAAGAAGAAAAAACCAGUUGUAAGACUAGACAAUAGUCUGAAUAUUUCUUUGCGCCAAGAAUCUAAACGUAAGAGUUUCCAAGUUCAUAAGUAUUGUGUUAUUUUUACUGGAAUAAAUCCUGAAGAUUAUAUUGAAUCAAUAAAGAGUCUAGGUGGAACAGUAACAGAUGAACCUUCAAAAGCAACUGUUUUGGUUACCGACAAAGUUAGAAGAACAUAUAAAUUUAUUUGCGCAAUUUCUAGAAGUAUUCCAAUUGUUUCUAUAAAAUGGAUUGAUGAAUGUAUUGAAAAAGAUGAAUUUUUGGAUACGGAUAAAUAUAUCUUGAAGGAUGAUAUAUCAGAAAUUAAAUUUGAUUUUAAAUUGAGUGAAAGUUUAAAAAAAUCGAGUGAAGGUUUAUUAUUACUGGGAUAUACAUUCAUCAUUACUCCUAAAAUUGUUAAUCCUAGCAUUAAGGACCUUAAAGAUAUGAUACAAGUAGCAGGUGGAAAAUCAUUAAUAAGAAUGCCAAGACUUUGGAUUCCAAAUACAGUGAUUGUUGGUUGUGAUAUUGAUAUCCCGAAAAUUAAAGAAAUGGUAAAAAAAAUUCCAAAAAAUAUUGAAGUGCCAGUUGUUACUACAGAAUUUAUUCUUUCUGGAAUACUGAAACAAAAAUUGGAACCAGAAGUCCAUAAGCUUUACUAAUGAAUUUUCAAUCACAAAUUCUGUAUUCUUAUAGGUUUUAAAUUUUGUAAGAAUUAAUGAACAGUAAGAAUCAAUGCUAAAAAAAAGUUUUAGAGUAUUAUUAACUACAGUACUCGAGUUCAAAAAUAUUUUUCUAAAUUAAACUACAAAUGUUAUU
This is a messenger RNA of Chelonus insularis, 4617 nucleotides long. It is a transcript of the gene mu2, whose product is annotated as homeobox protein 2-like. The transcript is spliced from 8 exons. The record is from RefSeq and is a predicted model, not a curated record. Bases 192 to 4460 code for a protein of 1422 amino acids. NCBI's taxonomy places the organism in Eukaryota, Metazoa, Arthropoda, Insecta, Hymenoptera, Braconidae. Gene Ontology annotation, molecular function: protein binding.